Molecule: messenger RNA, 2008 nt
Organism: Ostrinia furnacalis (Asian corn borer)
Lineage: Eukaryota; Metazoa; Arthropoda; Insecta; Lepidoptera; Crambidae
Exons: 3
Coding region: 185-970 (261 amino acids)
Source: RefSeq, a predicted model, not a curated record
AGCGCCCCCGGGCGCCGCCGAGCGGCCGCCGAACGCUCCCCGCCUCCCGCAGUUCACGCUCGGACCGCGCACGAGCGAGCACGUACCGAAUGCGUGUUCGCGCGCUCUCCACCGCCGCAAGCAUUCAUAUUUCAAACGCGUAAACAAUCUGUGACAUCUUUCAACAUUGACAGUGAAAAUCAAAAUGGCUGAAGUGGAAUGGACGAACGAUUUGGUUAUUCGUUUGAUAAACGAAUAUAAGAAGCGGCCCGAGCUGUGGGACACGCAGCAUGAGCUGUACAGAGUGCCGACGGCUAAAUACGAAGCGUGGUCCGACAUGGCGAUCGAGUUCGAGUGCGACAUAGCGGACUUGCGGAAGAAACUGAAUUCUGUGUUCGCUUCGCACCGGCGGGAGAAGGGGAAGGUGCGGUGCGGGGGGCGGAGCACGUGGUUUUUGUACAAAUACUUGAGUUUUUUACCCAAUCAUUUGGACUCCGCUGAAGAGAAUGUCACUAUUCAUAUACCGUCGGUGGAGGUGAAAACCCAGAGGGAAGAGUCCGAGCACUCCUCCGACAACGAAUACGGGAACCUCCACGAGGAGAUCGUCAUCAAGCAGGAGCCCGUCGCCGACCCUGAGUACAAGAAGAGGAACCGCCACUCCAAGCCCCGGCUGACCAAGCCGAUCAGGAGGCGGUUCGUUGAGAAGGUGUCCACAACGGCCAGCAAACUCGACAGCAGACUACUAGAAACCCUUAGGUUGCUGAGAAGGUCUGAUUUGUCCAGGAAAAAAGACGAAUGCGACAGCUUCGGAGAGUACAUAGCGGAUUCCUUAAGAAAACACGAAGAUAAAACACAGUCUAUGAUUAAACAGGCCAUAAACAACAUCCUAUUCGAACAAGAGAUGAAGAAGUAUAAUACAAACCAGUACACUGUGGUCAUCAAUGGCUGCCUCGACGAGAACCCCCUGACGUUGGACCAAGAUGACAAAUGAUACCUAAUGAGGUAUGGACCGCAAUUCCUUCGUAAGCUCGAUCGAGUCGAAUUACUUAGCGCAAGAUAAAUUGGUCCGUAUUAAUAAGGCACGAUUUAGCUUGCGGUAAGAUUGUGCUCAAGCAGCAAGUUAGUAAGCAACUGAAUGUUUAAUUGAUACUGAGUUUUUGUAUAUUCCAGUAAUUUUAUUAUUGUUGUUGUAUCUUCUUUUGACAUCAACUUGUGUUUAUAGUAUGGAGAUGGCACUAAAACUGAUUUGCUUACAUAGUCACCUACUUGAUAACUUCACUAUCAUUGGAAUAUUCGGAAAUAAAUGUUAGUAUCAUAAGUGUAACAAAUUCUGACGAAGAAUUACUUUAAUUUGAUUACUAGAUUAUAAGGUCACCUAGUUAGUGUUAUAAAAUUGUUUUUUUUUAUGGACGACUUGUGCAAGAUUGUGAUAGUUUCGCUUAUUUGUAAUUUGACUGAAAAGUUGGUCAGAAUUGACCACAUUUUUAUUAAUAUUAGAACUGACAAAGUUUUAUUAAAAGCAAAAUUCUACUGUUUAAAAAAGUUGAGUAGCGUACCUACUUGCAUUUUAUGUUAUUCUUUAGUUAGCAUUCUAGGUCUGUCUACGCCUACGGCUAGGUCUUUCCUGCUGUUCCUAGGAGCAAGUUGACAUUUCUGUCGGACCGCCAUUUACUAACAAUAAUAUUUGUAUCUUACCUAAACUACAUUGUGAUCGAAUAAAUAUAGUAUGUAUAGUAAGUACAACAUAACAAGUGACACUUGUUUAUAAAUAUUUAUACACUGUCCAACUUAAAUAAGAAAAGUAUAGAAAAAGCGCCAUAAAUACUCUUACCUAAUUGUAUUAGUAUUUUUUUACUACUAGAAAGACAGCAUGAAAAUAAUCUUUGUUAAUAUUACUGUAAAGUUAACAGGCAGUUAACUAAACCAACUAAUUUGUUUGAUUUUGCAUGACAUACAAUUUUCUCGACAUCCAUUUUUUUUUCUACGUUGACAUUUGAAUGUAUGAAUAAAUACAAAUUAUCUAUAUAUU